Messenger RNA from Dendronephthya gigantea, 454 nucleotides. Its product is annotated as NADH dehydrogenase [ubiquinone] 1 alpha subcomplex subunit 6-like. Bases 22 to 387 code for a protein of 121 amino acids. Lineage: Eukaryota; Metazoa; Cnidaria; Anthozoa; Malacalcyonacea; Nephtheidae. The transcript is spliced from 3 exons. Gene Ontology annotation, biological process: response to oxidative stress. The record is from RefSeq and is a predicted model, not a curated record.
UCCGCGACCAAUGCAACAAAUAUGGCGUCCGUUUCUAAAGUAAGUGCUGCCACAAAACCGUUGCUUUCGCAGUCUUCUGCUGAAGCUCGACGAAGAGUUUUAAACCUUUAUCGUGCCUGGUAUAGAGAGGUUCCAAGGGCAGUAAAUGCCUAUGCACUGGACAUAACAGUACGACAAGGUCGGGAAAAAGUUAAGGAGGAGUUUCGAAAACAUGCUCAGAUCAAAGAUAUCAAGUCCAUUGAUAUGCUUGUGAUUAAGGGUCGAAUGGAGCUGGAAGAAACACAUAAAAUUUGGAAACAAAGAACUCAUGUUAUGAGAUAUUUUAAAGAAACUUACCCAGAGAAUAAAACAGACUUUCUAUCAAGGUUUUAUGCUGGUUAUGACUGAAGUUUAAAAGAUGACUUAACAUACAGCUUAUGAUUAAUGUACUGGUUUAUGAGAGAUUAUGCAUUAU